UUUCCAGAAGUGGAGUGGAUGGAGUGACCCAUAGUGGAAUCACACAUGAGCGUCUAUAAAUAGGAAGCAGAAAUCACCCCACAACAGCAGCAUCCAAGAACCCACCCAUGGCUUCAAUCAACACAGUCCUCGGUGCAAUCUUCGUUGCUUCCUUCUACUUCUGUGGCUCCCUUGCCUUCUUCCCUCCUGGUCCUGGUCACCACCACGAGGGAGCCCACCACCCUCCAAUCGGAAGUGCUCCAAUCCCAGGUCUUUCUACAGACUACUACAGGUUGACAUGCCCGCAAGCUGACGAGACUGUGGCGCCCAUACUGAAGAAGGCUAUCGCAAAGGAACCACGGGUAGCUGCCUCCCUUCUCAGGCUCCUCUUCCAUGACUGCUUUGUCCAGGGCUGCGAUGCGUCGGUUCUUUUGGAUGACGCUGAGGAAGUCGUGAGCGAGAAAAACGCUAUCCCCAACAAGGAUUCCAUUAGGGGGUUUGAGGUCAUAGACGAGAUCAAAGCUGCACUCGAGGAAGCAUGUCCGCAGACAGUGUCCUGUGCUGACACUGUCGCCCUGGCAGCCAGAGGUUCGACAGUGCUGAGUGGUGGACCGUACUGGGAGCUUCCAUUAGGAAGGAGGGACUCAAGGACAGCAAACAUGAAGCUAGCAAACAAGAACCUUCCUCCACCAAACGCAACACUGCACCGUCUCAUCAAGUUCUUCCGAAGGCAAGGGCUGGACAAGGUGGACCUUGUGGCACUAUCAGGAAGCCACACCAUUGGAAGUGCCAGAUGCGUGAGUUUCAAGCAACGGCUCUACAACCAGCACAGAGAUAACAGACCGGACAGCACGCUAGAGACGAGUUUCUACCACACGUUGGCGUCGGCGUGCCCACGCGCCGGUGGCGACGGCGAGAUACGGCCACUGGAUCUCGUCAGCCCUUCGCGAUUUGACAACAGCUAUUAUAAGCUGGUACUGGAGGGGAAAGGGCUUCUCAAUUCGGACGAGGUUCUGUGGACAGGAAGAGACCCCGAAAUUGCAGGCCUAGUCAAGAGUUAUGCCGAAGACGAGGCGCUGUUCUUUGAGCACUACGUGAGUUCAGUAACCAAAAUGGGGAACAUAAAUCCCCUCACGGGUCACGAUGGAGAAAUCCGCAAGAACUGCCGUAGGGUCAAUCAGGAGAUCUAGUCGUUGAAAGGCUUCAGUUUCAGUCAGGUUCCUUUGCUUAUGACGGGAAAUUUCAUUCACAUGAUGUCAACUGUAAGGCCACUAUUUUCAAUGAAAUGUAUCUCAUCAUCUUCUUUUGCUCUAAAAUAGUGCGUUUAUUAAGACAACGUUUGGUUCCAGAGUAACGUGGGACGGAGUCACUCUGCUUCUAA
This is a messenger RNA of Zea mays, 1360 nucleotides long. RefSeq names its product peroxidase 9. Bases 108 to 1169 code for a protein of 353 amino acids. Lineage: Eukaryota; Viridiplantae; Streptophyta; Magnoliopsida; Poales; Poaceae. The record is from RefSeq and is a predicted model, not a curated record. Gene Ontology annotation, molecular function: peroxidase activity; heme binding. The transcript is spliced from 3 exons. Gene Ontology annotation, biological process: hydrogen peroxide catabolic process; response to oxidative stress.